AUGGCUUUGAGGAGCAACAAAGCAGACGGAUCCGCGUUCCGCUCAACCUACCUCCAAAGCACCAAAACCAUGACAGCUACCCCCUUAGUCACUGGCCACAUGACCAAAAUGGUAACCAAGACGGCGAUACUACUUAAGAUGCAGAAAGUUCGCAUUAAUGUGUAUCACAUAGUUCGAACAAAAGUGAUGAAAACAAUUUCGACGGUGAUCACGGAGACCAAGACGGCUCUUGUUACCGACUUUGCGACCAAGACAAUCACAGACACCAUGACGGAAGUUUCGACUGAUACAGAUACCACUCAAGUGACGAGGACUAGUACAGAGAAAUUGACGGAUGUAGUGACUGAGCAAGUCACCAAGACUAUCACGACGACAAUCGACUUGACCUCUACUAUGGAUGUUACAGACGUUGACACACCAGCCACAGGCGCAGCUCCCACAACUCCAGCUGGGACAGAAUACCACUGCGCUAUCCCUGGUUACGGCCAGGGUUCUUAUAUGGUUGCCUCGGGUGGCGCAGGCCCUUCCAGCAGUUGGGACUCGUGCAAGUCGUUUUGCUCAGUUCAGCAGAACGCUCCCGUCAAGCGAGCUGAGCCCGUCAAACAAGUGCCUUCUUACCUGCCGCUCAAGGAUCCUCGAGUCGUUAGCAGUGCCUGUUCGUGCCACAUCACCAACAAACCGGCUGCUGCAACAACCCAGACUGUUAGUGCCAAGGAACCCAAAACUGUCCUACAUAUGGUGACCAAGUACACAACAAGCUAUAUUACAAAGAGGAAAGUUACUACUGUCGCCAGUCAAGUAACUAGAACGGCAACAGACUUCAGGACUGUGGCAAAAACAGACCGCAGAACCAAAGCGGUAACACAGCGUAAGAGUGCCACGGUGACUAAACCACUUAAAGUCACGGUGACAAACUACAAAACCGUGGUUGUCACCAACUUCAACACUGUCGGCGUUACUAAUCGCAACACUAUUCGCACAACUGAUUACGAUACUGCCUCUGAGACUGCUUAUAACAGUGUCGUUGUUACCAACGUUGGUUAUGUUACCGUCACCGAAUAUGAUACAGUUGUGGCGACUGAUGUCGCUACAAAUACUGUAAUACCGGAUGCGGUAACUGUAACAGGUGGAGAUUCAUAUGUUUGGGGGUCCUAG
This is a messenger RNA of Fusarium odoratissimum NRRL 54006, 1155 nucleotides long. RefSeq lists its product as uncharacterized. The transcript is spliced from 5 exons. Bases 1 to 1155 code for a protein of 384 amino acids. NCBI's taxonomy places the organism in Eukaryota, Fungi, Ascomycota, Sordariomycetes, Hypocreales, Nectriaceae. The record is from RefSeq and is a predicted model, not a curated record.